AUGCAAAACGACGCCGGCGAAAUCGUUGAUAUGCUUAUCCCACGCAAGUGCAUGGCCACAGACAGAUUGAUCCCACCACACGACCACGCAUCUGUCCAGAUCCAGAUCGCCAAGGUCAAUGACGAUGGCCUCCCAACUGGCGAAUUCGAGACAGUCGUCUUCUCUGGCUACGUUCGUGCCCUCGGAGAAUCUGACUACGCUCUCAACCGUAUCGCCACAGAGAAGGGCCUUCUCACUGGCGUCUAUCGCAAUGAGGCACACAAGCAGUAA
Messenger RNA from Trichomonas vaginalis G3, 270 nucleotides. RefSeq names its product Chain V 40s Ribosomal Protein S21. The record is from RefSeq and is a predicted model, not a curated record. Gene Ontology annotation, molecular function: structural constituent of ribosome. Gene Ontology annotation, biological process: endonucleolytic cleavage in ITS1 to separate SSU-rRNA from 5.8S rRNA and LSU-rRNA from tricistronic rRNA transcript (SSU-rRNA, 5.8S rRNA, LSU-rRNA); translation; endonucleolytic cleavage to generate mature 3'-end of SSU-rRNA from (SSU-rRNA, 5.8S rRNA, LSU-rRNA). Bases 1 to 270 code for a protein of 89 amino acids. Gene Ontology annotation, cellular component: cytosolic small ribosomal subunit; ribosome. Lineage: Eukaryota; Parabasalia; Trichomonadida; Trichomonadidae. The transcript has a single exon.